AUGCAAAAUGUUCGCUAUAGUUCAUCCUCUGUAAUACCCGGUAGUAGCUCCGGAAAUUCGGGGGAUUUUUGGAAAUAUUUUGCUGAUCAGAUUUCAUCAAAUAAGCCCACUACCAGUACCUCCAAGUCCAGUUCUUCCCUCAAUGAAGCUUAUCCACAUUUAUUCAGAAAUAUGAAUAAAAUUACUCCAACAUCGAAAACUCUAAAAGAAACUCCCAGAAAAACUCCAAAGGCAAGUACUCGGACAUCUUCAAGAACACCAAAAACUUUAAAAACAACCACAUCAGAUUCGUUUGAGAAGGACUCACAUACUCUUGUAGCAAUAUCAGAAGGAAGAGGACAGGCAAGGGGUGAGAUAGGCAUUGCUGCUCUUGAUGUGUCAUGUCCUCAUUUGAUAUUAUGCCAAAUUAGUGAUACACAGACUUACAGUAAUACUUUGAUUAAAAUAAAUGUCCUGAAUCCAGUGGAGGUUGUUCUUCCCCACACUUUUUGUGAAGGCACUAACAUCAGUAAAUUGUAUGCAAGCAUUCAAGAGACAUUUCCAUCUGUUUCACUCACUUUGGUUCAUCGGCGACAUUUCAAUGAUGGCAAGGGUCUACAAAUAAUAAAAAAUGUCUGUGCCAAUGAAUAUGCAUCUGUUGAAUUGCUUGUCUCUCAUAAAUUUUAUGCCCUAUGUGCAGCAGCAGCUUUGAUAAGAUAUGUUGAAUACAAGCAAUCAACAAUAUUUCUCCCCAAAUCUCUGAAAAUUGAAUACCAAGGUCCUCAUAAUUCCACUGUAAUUGAUGUGGAUUCUGCUCAUCGGCUAGAACUUGUGAAAAGUUGCACUGGUACAGUAGCUCAACAUUGUCUUUUUGGAGUUUUAAACCGGUGUCGUACAAAUGGAGGAAUAAGGCUGCUUCGAGCUAAUAUCUUGGAACCUCCUUGUUCAUUACAGACAAUAAUGUAUCGCCUUGAAUGUGUACAAGAACUUAUUUCAAAACCAGAAAUAUUACAUUCUCUGCAGAAUAUAUUAGUAAAAGUAAGUUAUGCAGACCGCUUGUUGACACUCUGCAUGCACGCACCCCAGCAAGAUACAUUGAGAGCUGCAGAACAACAGAUGAAUUAUGUUUUGCUGUUAAAAACAACUUUAGAGCAAAUUCCCAUUCUUUCUGUAGCUCUGGAAAAUGCGGAAUCGGAAUUUCUUUGCACUGUUCGAGAGGAUCUGCAGAAUGUAUAUUUUGAUACAAUAAGGAAACGCAUAUCAGAAACCAUCCAAGAUGAUGCCCAUAUGGCUAAAAACUAUGUUACUGCACAGUAUCAACGCUGUUUUGCUGUUAAGCCAGGAAUAAAUGGUUUAUUAGAUGUUGCAAGAAAAACAUAUAGUGAACUUAUUGAGGACAUGAUUGGUAAUUUCUUAACAGUUUCUCGAGGAGAUUGUCUUGUUAUAAUUUCUGAAACCAAUUUCAAUUGA
Messenger RNA from Gryllus bimaculatus (two-spotted cricket), 1449 nucleotides. The record is from the annotation of a GenBank genome assembly. NCBI's taxonomy places the organism in Eukaryota, Metazoa, Arthropoda, Insecta, Orthoptera, Gryllidae.